AUGGCGUCUCCACAUGCACCCGUCCUCCGUGAAUCCUGAUUGGCCGUGUGCCGGUCUCGCACGAUGAUGAGCCCUGACGUCGCUACGUCGCCUCGCACGAUGAUGAACUCAGGUUGGCGCUGCGUCGCCUCGCACGACGAGAAGCCCUGAUUGUCGUUACGUCGCCUCGUACGACGAUGACCUCAGGUUGGCGCUGCGUCGCCUCGCACGAUGAUGAACUCAGGUUGGCGCUGCGUCGCCUCGCACGACGAGAAGCCCUGACUGUCGUUACGUCACCUCGUACGACGAUGACCUCAGGUUGGCGCUGCGUCGCCUCGCACGAUGAUGAACUCAGGUUGGCGCUGCGUCGCCUCGCACGACGAGAAGCCCUGAUUGUCGUUACGUCGCCUCGCACGACGAUGACCUCAGGUUGGCGAUGCUUCGCCUCGAUUCUGACUACCAGUCUCACAAUGCCGACCACUGAUUUACCUUGUCGGCCACCGGUCUCAAGCUUCUAGAAGAUGGCCACGCUUCGUUGUCCCUGAUACCAAGGCACGACGACUUGACUAGAAUUCCAACGAUUGCCGUUGAUUUCUUCCGCCUCUUGGGCUUCCUCGAUGUCCUCCGUCGACCUCUAACCGAAUCCGGCUCGAAGGACCACAAUGUUCGAGGAAAUGAUAAUGAUGCUGGGUUUUCACUUAGUAGCAGUAAAAGAACACGUUUUGUCUUACUCGUGUAUUGUGGCCAUCUUGUCUUUUUCCCCCUCUCCAACCAUUUUACAUAGUUCGCGUUAGAGCGGAUACUCAAAGCAUAGUUCGCCUUAGGGCGGAUAAUCAAAGCAUAAACUUAAACUUAAACACAUUUAAAUGUCUAUAAUAAUAUAGUUUACAUAUUUACGUACAACAUUUUGAACAAAUAAUGUUAGAUUUAGAAAUAUUAAUUGCCAUGCACCUGGUUCGGCACACGAUGCAGCAGUCUUCAAAGAAUCAAAUUUGUUUCGGUACAGCAAAUAUUUAUUACCACUGGUGAGAUAA
Vollenhovia emeryi is the source of this 1013-nucleotide messenger RNA. RefSeq lists its product as uncharacterized. Lineage: Eukaryota; Metazoa; Arthropoda; Insecta; Hymenoptera; Formicidae. The transcript is spliced from 2 exons. The coding region runs from base 177 to 497 and encodes 106 amino acids. The record is from RefSeq and is a predicted model, not a curated record.